Messenger RNA from Bombyx mandarina (wild silkworm), 978 nucleotides. It is a transcript of the gene lms, whose product is annotated as lateral muscles scarcer. Gene Ontology annotation, cellular component: nucleus. Gene Ontology annotation, molecular function: DNA-binding transcription factor activity, RNA polymerase II-specific; RNA polymerase II cis-regulatory region sequence-specific DNA binding. The record is from RefSeq and is a predicted model, not a curated record. Gene Ontology annotation, biological process: regulation of transcription by RNA polymerase II; brain development; neuron differentiation. Lineage: Eukaryota; Metazoa; Arthropoda; Insecta; Lepidoptera; Bombycidae.
AUGAAUCUCGAAAUUAGUACGAACGAAGAAAACGACGAUGGGAAAUUCGAUAAAACCGACAAUAACAGGCUACCAUUCUCAAUUGACAGUCUUCUAGCUAAUAAGUUUCAAGGGAAUGCGAACCGUGAAGGCUCUUACGAAAGUGUAGAGAAUGCGCAAAAUAAAGAUGGCGGACACAUUUUUAAAGUUAAUAUAGACUCUUUUGAUGUUGAUAAUGAUGAUGACGACCGCAGCGACGGUAGCGAAGAGCACGUGGACGUCGAAAGCUCGACGGCUGACGAAGCCCACGAAUAUGUGGAUGCUAGAAGCGAUUUCCAACAAACAGGCUCUUGUUCGUCACGCGGCAAACGCGCACGUACUGCUUUCAGCGCGCAACAGAUUAAAAGCUUAGAGGCGGAGUUUGAGAAAAACAGAUAUUUAUCUGUGGCGGCCAGAGGUCGACUCGCCAGGCAAUUGAGGCUGACGGAAACACAGAUCAAAAUAUGGUUCCAGAAUCGGCGAACAAAAUGGAAACGAAAGUACACGAAUGAUAUCGAACUUCUUGCUCAGCAAUACUACACCAGUUUGGGAAUCGUCUCGCCAAGACCUAUGUUCGUUGGGGAUCGACUUUGGGUUUUCAAUUACCCGAACAGAAUACCGCCUACACAACAGCAAUGGAUGAAACCGGUAAAUAACACAACAAGCCCUUUAGACCGUUCGCUGUUUCGAAGUUUAUCCAAACCUGAAAUCCCGCAAUUUUGCGUCCCAGCGAGUGUGUAUCCGAGCGAGCACGUGUUCCCGAACGUCGAUCGGAGUUUUUUGACAGGAAAUGUCAAAAUUCCCGCGCAAAUCCGAUUGCCGCGCGAAAUCUACAAUAAUAUGGCGACAGCGCAAAGGAACAUGGAAGCGUUCAAAAAUAACAUCCUCAGCCAUAGCACACCACCGCCAGAGUCCAGUGUAGAUCAUCUAAGAAGACUCGAAGAGAAUUUUAGUAUUUAA